UAUUAUUGAGAAAAUAAGAUAUAUAAAUGUACCAAACUGUUUGGUUACAAUUAUCAAACAUUUGGUAAUUGGCAAAUGAGUUGAUCCCAUUUUAACCGAAUUUUGACUCAGUUUUGACAAAAUUUUCGUUCCAAUAACAAAAUCCUUUUUUAUUGUGUUAUAACAUUAGAUUUUUUCAAUUCAGAAUUUCACCGGAGAUCAUAGAUUCGAAAAUUAUGGUAAAUAGCGAACCAAAACGAGUAACCAAUUUCCGUCCAACACAGGUCAUCGCACCCAAAAUCUCCGCUUCCGUCGACGUCGGUGUGUGACCCAGCGGCGUGCUUUCGAAUGCGCAAAGCAAUUGCGCGUCGUAAGCUCGAGUCGCGUGGUCGAGAGCCUUGAGAGUUAGUCGCCGCUACGGCAACGUAACGCGAGUCGCUCGCGAUAUUACAUUACCCGGCCGUGUGUCUUCCGUGAAUCUCGAAUGCGGAACGUUUCGACGCCACCACUGAUAUACGUGCGCGGGAAUUACUACGAACGCGACGAGCAUGAGUCGCCGAUAAGUCAAAGAGGACACACUGUAACCCGAUAUAACAACGUGCGCUCCUAAUAACAGCCGCUCUCUCGCGCGUCUCCGUAGCCGUAAUUAUUAUCUCACGUUCUUAUUACACGUUGGUUCUAUGGAUACUCUCGAACGAGCGACAAGCGCCUAAGAAGUGGGAACAAUUCGGAAACCCGGCGGGAUUGAGGACGAUACCGGGAGUAGAGUAGCGCAUCGAUACACACGAACCGGAGAACCAGGAUCUCUGCGCAGAAAAAUGGCGUCGCGACACGGCUGUCCUGCGUAACGCGCAUCGGCGGCUAUCGACGUGAAGGCGCACAAAGCGAGAAGCCGCGGCGGUGAAAUCCGGGUGUCGGCGCGAGAAACGAUGAACGAAUCGAGACGAGCCGGGAACGUAGCGGCGCGAUAAUAAUAAUAUGUGGACGACGCGGCCACGGACCAGGCGAAAGUCGCGACAACCGUCGACCCCGUCGUGCAAGGGACGCGAUAAUCGGACGUGGAAUCGCCGUCGGGGCGGCUUUCGCAUCAUCUACUCGGUGAUAUUGGCGGCCUGCAUGGCGGCGCAAGAAGCGAGGUGCACCAAGUGCCCGCCACCAGACACGAUACCCGGCUGCCCAUGUUACAACUUCGAGAACGGCGGCCUGUUCCUGGAGUGCGCAGGUGCCACCGAGGAGUCCCUCAGGAACGCUUUGUCCGGCGUGAUACAUGCCGCCGGCGGUGAAGGCGCGCUCGUGCAAUCGUUGAGCGUGUACGAAUUAGAUCGAAAAGUAGAGGAACUUCGGUCCGCCGCUUUCCCGACAGGCUCGCAAAUUAGGCAUCUGCAAAUAUCGCAUUCCGCGAUUCGCGAGAUAAGCGAGAAUGCUUUUGAGCGACUAAGCAAAAGCCUGGAAUCCUUGGCACUCGUAUCCGGCCGACUACCUCACGUACCUCAAAAGGCAAUGGCCACGCUGAGCCUACUCAAAGCGCUGGACCUGGAGGCCAACCUCGUUCAAGAGCUGCCCAGCUUCAGUUUCUACGGGCUCUCCUUAAUUAAACUGAACCUUAAGGGCAAUCAAAUCGUGAAAAUCUCCGAGUAUGCUUUCGCCGGACUCGAGGGCACACUGAAGGACCUGGAUCUGGCGGAGAACAAGAUCCGUGUGUUCCCUAUGACUUCCCUAAGACGAUUAGAACACCUCACGUCGUUGAGGCUCGCGUGGAACGAGGUGUCCCAACUGCCGGAAGACGGCUAUUCCAGGCUGGACGCCUUGAACUUCCUCGAUCUCAGUAGCAACAAUUUCAAGGACAUACCGCUCAAUUGCUUUCGCUGCUGUCCGUCCCUGAAGACCCUCUCCCUUUAUUACAACGCGGUCGAGUCGGUGGACAAGGAUGCCUUCAUAUCGCUGAUCGAUCUCGAAUCGAUCGAUCUCAGCCACAACAAGAUCGUGUUCCUCGACGUGGCUACCUUCCGUGCCAAUCAAAAACUCAGGUCGAUCGAUCUCAGCCACAAUCACAUACACUACAUCCGCGGCGUGUUUUCGCGGCUGCCCGAGCUGAAGGAGCUCUUCCUCGCGGAGAACAACAUCCUGGAGAUACCUGCGGAGACGUUCACCGGCAGCACUAGCUUGUCAGUCGUGUACCUGCAGCAGAACGCCAUCAGGCGGAUCGACGCGCGCGGCUUGGCGACGCUGAACCAACUGGCGCAGCUGCAUCUCAGCGGCAACUACAUCGAGAAGGUGCCGCGCGACUUCUUCGAGCACUGCGACAACCUGUCGACGCUCUCGCUAGACGGCAACAGCAUUCGCGAGCUCGAGGUCGGCACAUUUGCCAAGACGAAGCAGCUGCGCGAGCUGCGGCUGCAGGACAAUCAAAUCACCGAGGUGAAGCGCGGCGUGUUCGCGCCGUUGCCGUCGUUGUUGGAGUUGCACCUGCAGAACAACGCCAUCACGGACAUGGAGACGGGCGCGCUGAGGUCCCUGCACAGUCUGCAACACGUGAAUCUGCAGGGCAAUCUCUUGGCGGUGCUCGGCGACGUGUUCCAGGUCUCCAACGACGUCGGCCAGAGUGAAAGCAGCGGUAGCUCCUUGGUAUCCAUUCAGUUGGACAAUAAUGGCCUCGGUGUCUUACACAAUGACUCGUUAAGAGGUCAAGCCUCGGUUAGGAUCAUGUGGCUCGGCCAUAAUAGGCUGACUCGUUUGCAGGCGCCAUUGUUCCGAGACCUGUUGCUGGUCGAGCGUCUGUAUCUCACUAACAAUUCCAUCUCGCGGAUAGAAGACACCGCGUUCAAGCCAAUGCAGGCGCUCAAGUUCCUCGAGCUCAGCAUGAAUCGGCUGAGCCACGUGACCGUCAGAACCUUCUCGGAGCUGCACGAGCUCGAGGAGCUUUACCUGCAAGACAACGGUCUACGGCGUCUGGACCCUUACGCUCUGACCGCCCUCAAGCGACUGCGCGUGCUCGAUCUGGCGAACAAUCACCUGAACGUGCUGCACGACAAGAUCUUCCAGGAGGGUCUACCGAUCAGAACACUCAACCUGAGGAAUUGCACUGUCACCGUCAUCGAAAACGGCGCGUUUCGCGGACUGAACAAUCUCUACGAGCUGAAUCUCGAGCACAAUCAUUUCACUGCCACUGCUCUAGACCGUCUCGACAUACCGGGACUGAGGAUUCUGAGAAUAUCGUACAACAACUUCAGCCAGAUCAGCGGCAACUCUCUGGACGGCCUGCCAUCCUUGCAACAUCUCGCGAUGGACUCGUCGCAGGUCUAUAGAAUGCCGGCCGAGAUCUUCUCGAAGAACAAGAACCUAGGGAAACUGUUGCUCAGCAACAAUCUGCUCAGGGUGCUACCGGCGACGUUGUUUCUAGGUCUGGAGGCGCUCAAGGAGGUCAAGCUCGACGGCAACAUGUUCCAAGAGGUACCGUACGAUGUGUUCGCGAACGCCACCACGGUAGAGUUUCUCUCGCUGGCCAGCAACGUGCUCCUGCAAGUGGACAUGUCGCGGCUGAGCGGACUCAUCAGUCUGCGAGAGCUCGACCUACGCGGCAACUACAUUAUGUCCCUCACCGGCUUCGCUGCUGUCAAUUUCUCCCGCCUGAUAUCCGUGGACCUGAGCCACAAUCAUUUAACGGCUCUGCCGGCCAACUUUUUCGCGCGCUCAAACAUGCUACGGAAGAUCGAACUGGCGGCCAAUAAAUUCCGGCAGAUACCCGCGGUGGCGCUCACCGCGCAAAAUAUUCCCGGUCUAGCCUGGCUGAACGUCACCGCCAAUCCGCUCGUGAGAAUACACGAGAUCAGCUCGGAGGCCAAGUACCCGGCCUUGCAGGAGAUCCACAUCUCCGGCACGAAUCUGACGAUCGUCACCAGCCAAGACUUCGAGGCGUUUCCCGCGCUGAUGCAUCUCUUCAUGGACAACAACAUGAUAUCGCGGGUGUCGCCCAGCGCUUUUCGAAGUCUUCCUAAUUUACUGACGCUGGACCUCAGCGUCAACGAGCUGGAGUUGCUGCCGCAAGAGAGACUGAAAGGAUUGGAGCACCUGCGGUUACUGAAUCUCACGCACAAUCGUUUGAAAGAGCUCGAGGACUUUCCACCCGACCUCAAGGCUUUGCAAGUGCUCGAUCUCUCGUACAAUCAGAUAAGCGGAGUGGGAAAGAGCACGUUUCAGCAUCUGGAGAAUCUGGCCGAGCUGCAUCUCUACGGCAACUGGAUAUCGUCGAUCUCGCCGGACGCGUUCAAGCCCUUGAAGAAACUCAGGAUUUUAGAUCUAAGUAGGAACUACUUGGCAAACUUACCGCUGAAUGCCUUUCGACCACUCGAGACACAAAUACGGAGUUUACGGGCCGAGGAAAAUCCACUGCACUGCGACUGCGAGUCCCAGGAGCUGUGGGAAUGGUUGCGUGAUCAUCAGAAGCUGGUCGGCGGCGGGAUGAGCCGAAGUCGCGGCGGUGGACUGAGGAUGAACGAUGUGGACGGCGGUCUGUUGCGGUGCGAGCAGCCGCCGGAGCUACGCGGCCUGGUGUUCCUCGACCUGGACCCGCACGCCUUCUGCUCCGCGCCGUUGGUCCUGAAACUGGCGAUCCAGGACAUCCAGCCAUUCUCCGUCCUGGUGUCGUGGCAGAGUAGGAAUCACUCCGGCCUGCGGGGCUAUCAGGUGGCUUAUCACGCGUUGGACAAUAUCGACGAGAUACGUGCCAAAAUACUCGAGCCCAGCGCGCGCUCGGUGAAACUGUCGAAGCUGUCGUCAAACACCCGCUACCUGAUCUGCGUGUUCGGCCUCGGUAACUGGAUGACGCCGCGCGUCGAGGAUAAUCCAGGUGCAGAGCAGCUGAAUUUCUCCGAGAUCGAGAUCCUGGCGUCCACGCCGAGCUCGCAGAUGACCGACUCGUCCACCAGUCGCUGCACUGAGGUGAAAACGUUGGACGCGCCGGACGCGAUAAUCAGCAGCGACGGAUCGGCCAUGGGCGACGUCGGCAGCGUCAGCAGUUUCCUGACACGGCGGCUCGGCCUGAUAGUCGGCUGCUGCAUGGGCUUCGUCGUCUUCCUGCUGCUGGUGUCCGUGCUCGGCUAUCUCAAGGUCAAGAAACAAAGGGAGGCGGUGAAGCGAGAGCAGCAGCCGAUACCGCCCGAGUAUAUAUCCUAUCGGCACUUCAGCAUACAAAGCGGCGAGGCCGGUCACACCGCCGCCAGACAGACCAGCAUUCAAGACGGCCAACAUCCGAGUUUCAUCGGCAGCAUGGGCAAUACCACGCUGAACGUAUGAGAAAAGUCGCGGAACUCCCGACUCGUGGAGGUCUCGAACGUGUGAGCAGGCCCGAAUCACUCGUCACUCGUCGAUUCGUGCGUGUUUACCGAAUCGGAGGACUCCCGCGACUCGCGGAAGUUUCGAAUCUAUGCGCCAAAGGAACAAGAGAGAAUCUCGACAACAGACUGCUAUAUUCGAAUUCUCGUGGCAUGACGCCGCCGAGGUCUCGCGAAAUCGAGAUUCGGACUGUCGCGAUCGGCGGCGCGCGAGAUGUCACACACACACACACACACAC
Odontomachus brunneus is the source of this 5548-nucleotide messenger RNA. Its product is annotated as protein artichoke-like. The transcript is spliced from 6 exons. Gene Ontology annotation, molecular function: protein binding. Bases 958 to 5271 code for a protein of 1437 amino acids. The record is from RefSeq and is a predicted model, not a curated record. Lineage: Eukaryota; Metazoa; Arthropoda; Insecta; Hymenoptera; Formicidae.